Messenger RNA from Glycine soja, 760 nucleotides. RefSeq names its product ethylene-responsive transcription factor 14-like. NCBI's taxonomy places the organism in Eukaryota, Viridiplantae, Streptophyta, Magnoliopsida, Fabales, Fabaceae. Gene Ontology annotation, molecular function: DNA-binding transcription factor activity; DNA binding. The coding region runs from base 7 to 549 and encodes 180 amino acids. The transcript has a single exon. The record is from RefSeq and is a predicted model, not a curated record. Gene Ontology annotation, biological process: regulation of DNA-templated transcription; ethylene-activated signaling pathway.
AUUCCUAUGUCUAAUACCCUCACAUCACAUAUAACACUAAUACAACAUUUCACUUUCCAAGUUCCAAAAGACCAAAGCCAAAUGAACAAUUUCAACACCACUCUUGAGUCCGAUGAUUUUGCUCUUCUAGAAUCCAUUCAACGUUACCUCCUCGACGACAACGAAGACUUCAACUCUAUAACGGAGGUUUUGGCAACACCUAAUAAUAACGUCAAUGCCGUUAACUCUCCAUUAUCUUCGUUGGGGCAUGCAACAACGGCUGCUACAGAGGGGCGUGGGGCUUCGUCUGCAGAGGCGCGUGGUGGCCACGUGCGUAACCAAAAUUACAAAGGAGUGAGACGCAGGCCUUGGGGCAAGUUUGCGGCUGAGAUAAGGGACCCAAGUAGGAACGGCGCGAGAGUGUGGCUUGGGACUUACAAUUCGGCUGAGGAUGCAGCUUUGGCUUACGAUCGAGCCGCUUUUGAAAUGCGUGGCUCGAAAGCUAAGCUCAAUUUUCCUCAUUUAAUUGGGUGCAGUGAUGCUGAGCCGAGCCGAAGAAGUAAUGGCUAAGCUGGAUUUGAUGGAGCCAAAAAUGAAGACGAGCUGAGCCACUACAGUGGAAUAUAGAGUCCAUGUCUUCAUGAUGUUUUAUGAUGCUAUAAGCAAUCAUUUUAUUGGUCAUUGGUUGAUUUGUUUUAAGGAAUGUUAUAUCUCUUGUAAAUUAUAUUAUAAAUUAUUCUAAUAUUUCAUAAAGAAAGUAUUAAUGAAAAAAAAUGUAAAA